UGGGAAUUUGCGCUGACAUCAGGCUUGCUUGGUGUGAGGACUCCAUUAGCGGCGGCAGGAGCGACAACAACAAAAAAAAACACAAGGGAGCUGGCUAGAGACAGAAACCACCGGCACCAGAAAGGGAGUGGCAGACUUGAAGGAUGUACCUAUGAGGAGAAAGAGGUGGCGGCGGCGGCGGUGGGACGGUUAGAUUAAGACACUGACCUGAGGGAUACCAGCGGCGACUGCCCGAGCCCCCAGAAGGGGAGACGGACCUCGCGAGUGUCCGGCGCCAAGGGGCGCAGCCGCGGUCACUUCAGCCACGCGAGGCAGGCGGCAGGGAGUAGCCCGAGAAACCCCGCUUUGGGUGACCGUUAGGAACCCGCUCGCGCCCGAACCCAACUGUCGACCGGAAUCAACCGAUAUCUCCCAACCCCCACACAGACAGACAGCCGGAUACCUUCCUACCCCCUCCCCCACUCCCCACCGAUACCCCCCUCCCCCCAACCAACAACCCCUUCCGCUUUCCCCCCUCCCCGUCACCAAAUCUACCCCCUCCCCGAGCCCUCCAACAGAUAAUUCCCCCAUCCGUACCGAAACAUUGCGUCUCCCUCCUCUUCUAUCCACCCCUUCCCGCCCCCAGUACCACUGGACAUCCAUCUUUCAUUCUCUUCCAUCAUUCUCCUUCCCCCAACACACCGGACACCCAUCCGUUUCUCUCGCCACCCCAACCACCUAACAGUUCUCCAGGACUCCAGAAGCCCGCCCCUCCUACUCCGCCCGGUUUGGGCAGAAGAGGAGGCCCCGAGGCCCUUGUGGCGACUCGUCCCAGUGUACGGGGAAGGGAGAAAGCACCGAGCUACAAGCACCACCACGGCGGCAGCUGCGGCCGGAGACACGCCGUUCACUCUGGCCUCCUCCUCUUCCUCCGACUCGGAGACCGGCGGAGUGUCUCCGCCACCGCGGAAGAAGCAGCGAGCGGCGGAGGGCGAGGGUGAGCCCGGGACGGCGGCGGCACUCGGAGGAACUUCACUAGGCCCCAGCAGCAACAAUCCCCCGGGCAGUUUCAGCGGCCUUCUUCUUCUGGGCGGCAUCGGGCGCCAGGCUCCUGGCGUCAUGCAGGCCAACGGGAACCAGGCCGGCGGAGGCGAGAUCCCCUCCGUAGGGGCCCAAAACGGAGAUGUGACAGGCCGGGAUUCGAGCCAAGCCGAGCCCGGAGAUGAGCCGACUUCCCACGGUACCGGCGGAUUCACUUUCUCCCCAUCUGCCCAGAACCCGGCCGCUCAUUCCAACGGACUGCCGUCGUCGUCUGCUGCCACAGCUAUUUCUCUGGUUCCUGGGCCUGGAGGCAUUAAUCCAGAGCAGAGCUCGCUCAAGAAGAAAAAGCGCCUGUCGCCGAGCGACGAGGAUGUCAUCCGCCUGAUUGGACAGCACCUGCACGGCCUGGGCCUGAACCAAACAGUUGACCUUUUGAUGCAGGAAUCGGGCUGCCGCUUGGAACAUCCUUCUGCAACGAAAUUCCGCAAUCAUGUAAUGGAGGGAGAAUGGGAAAAGGCUGAAAAUGAUCUUAAUGAAUUGAAGUCUUUGGUGCAUUCGCCUCAUGUGAUUGUGAAGAUGAAGUUCUUGCUUCUGCAGCAGAAGUACCUGGAAUAUCUGGAAGACGGCAAAGUUCUGGAAGCUCUUCAGGUCCUGCGCUGCGAACUGACUCCUCUGAAAUACAACACAGAGCGAAUCCACAUCUUGAGUGGGUAUCUAAUGUGCAGUCAUACAGAUGACCUGAGAGCAAAGGCAGAGUGGGAAGGAAAAGGGACUGCUUCACGAUCAAAAUUACUUGACAAACUUCAGAUGUACCUGCCCCCGUCAGUGAUGCUACCUCCACGACGCUUACAGACACUAUUACGCCAAGCAGUGGAACUUCAAAGGGAUCGAUGCCUGUAUCACAAUACUAAACUAGAUGGCAACCUGGACUCGAUGUCUCUACUUAUAGACCAUGUUUGCAGUAGGAAGCAGUUCCCUUGCUAUACACAGCAGAUUCUCACAGAACAUUGCAAUGAGGUGUGGUUCUGCAAGUUCGCUAAUGAUGGCACUAAAUUAGCAACAGGAUCCAAGGACACCACAGUUAUUAUUUGGCAGGUUGAUUUAGAUACUCACCAACUUAGAUUGCUUAAAACUUUAGAAGGCCAUGCUUAUGGAGUAUCAUACUUAGCUUGGAGUCCAGAUGAUACUUACCUUCUAGCCUGUGGCCCUGAUGACUGCUCUGAAUUAUGGCUUUGGAAUGUACAGACAGGAGAGCUAAGAACCAAGAUGAGUCAGUCUCAUGAGGACAGUCUAACAAGUGUGGCUUGGAACCCAGAUGGGAAACGCUUUGUGACGGGUGGACAACGUGGGCAAUUUUAUCAGUGUGAUUUGGAAGGAAAUUUGCUGGAUUCAUGGGAAGGUGUGAGAGUGCAGUGCCUUUGGUGUCUAAACGAUGGGAAAACAGUCCUUGCCUCGGACACGCAUCAGCGGAUAAGAGGGUACAACUUCGAGGACCUGACUGAUAGGAAUAUUGUGCAAGAGGAUCAUCCUAUAAUGUCUUUCACAGUUUCGAAGAAUGGAAGGUUAGCCUUGUUAAAUGUCGCGACUCAGAUAGUAGAAGAUGGAGAGAGAGGGCAGGAGAAGUCGAUUCGCUCCAGAGGAGUUCACCUAUGGGACCUGCAGGACCGUGUUUUAGUGAGAAAGUAUCAAGGUGUCACCCAAGGAUUUUACACCAUUCAUUCAUGUUUUGGAGGGAACAAUGAAGACUUUAUAGCCAGUGGAAGUGAAGAUCACAAGGUUUAUAUUUGGCACAAGCGGAGUGAAUUGCCAAUAGCAGAACUGACAGGACACACUCGUACUGUAAACUGUGUAAGCUGGAACCCACAAGUCCCGUCCAUGAUGGCUAGUGCUUCAGAUGAUGGUACAGUUAGGAUAUGGGGACCAGCACCUUUUUUAGACAACCAGGAGUCUGAAGAAGCUUGCAGCAGUAUGGAUAGUUGACGGUGACUUUACAACAGACAGCUUCAAACUGAAACUAGUCAUGGAACAAAACUACUUGGGUUGUGGCACAAACCAGCUGCGGUUGAUCACUGGAUAAGACGUGUGUGUGAUGAAAAACUCAUUCCCAGUCCUCUCGAGUGCCAGCAUUUGAUCACCUUGCUUCAUAGUUACAAAUUCAAGAGAAGUGAUCUCCUUAGACCCCAGUGAAACGUCAUUUUGAAUUUUACUCAUUGGUCUUGAAGAACCGUGUUACAUUAAGACUCCGUGGAACUCAAGAUUCUUUUCUGCCAUUUUUGCUCCUACGUCAUGGAAUUUUAAGUGCUUGUUUGGAGUCUAACAUAUUUGCUAGGAAGAGAAAAGCUUUAGUCUGGAACAAACAUGCAUUAAAAUAGAAGAUUGUUUUCAUUCUGGUAGCCUGAAUUAGUAGAAAUGAUUACAGCUCAGCUCAUGGACUUUCACCUUGGGUCAUGCUGCCCUGAAAUGUUUUCAGUGAUCUUUGGGGAGGGGAAGAUCUAGAAGUUCAUGUAUAAAAUUUAAGGGUUUUUUUAAAAAAAAACCCUCAUUGAUAGCUGAAUCGUUUAAAGCUCAUUCCUGUAUUCAUUCCUUUAUCAUGGUCUUCCAUUUGUUUUAUGAUAAAUUCAUUUCAGCAUUUUUGAAACUAUCACAAGAGACAUUUUAAACCAUGCUGUGGGGUGCCACAAAGUUUGCUUAAGGGAGAUUUUAAACCCAAGUUGACACUGACUGAAAGAAUGUACAUGGUCCUGCUAACUGUAUGUUAGUACAUGUCCUUUCACUCAGACUUGUAACUGCACCUGUUUGACUUGAAGAUGGAAUCAGUGCCAGGUGAUGUGGCAUGGCCAGUGUGUUAACAGGCUGUGGCAGGGUUUUAUAUUAUUGAUUCAAAUUUGGCAAAUUCUUGAUCUCAGCUGGAUUGGUACCAGGUGUUGUUCCAAAUUUUUUGGGGGGUGGGGGGGUUGCAGGAUUGACAUAGUGAACUGGGAGAAAUCACCGAAUGACCCCACAAUAUUUUCACCAUGUUCAGGUGGGCGAUUAUAAAGCAAAGCAGGAAUUUGCAAGUAGGCUAUAUACCUGCUUUCCUUUCUAUCGGGGAAAUGCUGCUGAGAAUGGGAGGUUUAAACCGGAGAAAUUGAAAUGAAAAUGUAAACGUUAAUUGAGGAGGAAACUCAGUGCACCUUUUACUUGUGCAAUAUACUAUUGUUCUUUACUAUGUUCUUUACCAUUUUGCCUAUUUUUAAUCACUACUUAAUUCCUGUUCACGUAAGAUUUGUCAUCCCAGCUUUUUUAAAUAUGUCACCAACAUAAUUUCAACAUUCUUUCUCUUUGUCCUCCUCUCCUGUCUCUUCCCCUCUUUCACUUUCUCUACCCCCUGCCCCCCAACCCCCAUGCUCCAAAAUAAAAACCAGCACUAAUAAUCACUGGCAAUUGUCUAGUCACCAGGUUUUGCACUGCUGCCAGAAUGGGAAGGGCAGAAGUGCUAUCUCUACUCGUGAACCAACCUCCAACAUAGAGUCUGUUCCUCUUCGGGAUAAGUGACUUCAAAGGGAAAGGUGUCUGGGUUCUUAAGGGGUCAGUAGAAAAGGUGUAACAAUGUGGCCUAAAUGCCUUUAUAUUGUGGGUAGCCAGAACUUGACCUCUCUGGGUUUGAUCUGGGGUGGAGAGGACAGUGCAGGGAAAACAGCAAAGCAAUCUGAUCAAUUGAAUAGUGACUUCAUCGAUCAAGUACCUAACUGAUCGAUUACAAAUUUGUACUUUGCCAAUUUAUUUGUACAUUCUUUUAGAGUCCAUGAUUUAUUUUUUUGUGUACAAUUGCUAUUAGAAUGAAGAUUAAAUUCUCUUCCAAAUUUGGGUUUGUGUUGUUUGGAAGUUUGCUUUUUGCACUGGCAAAGAGAGAAAACGAAAAACAAAGAUCACUUUGCAGAUAUGAGGUAGUAAAUGAUUUCUAUUAAUAAAAGUUGUAGUUUGUAUUUAAACUGUUAAACUCAGUGUUGGAAGAAAAGACUUUGGAGGGAAAGUUGCAUUCCUAGGAGACUGUAGAAGGCAACCGCCAAAUAUAAUGUUUUCAUCAAAUUAGAGAUUGGCAGCAAUGCUGCUUCUGGUGUGCAAUACAGCACGCCCAACCUAAAGCCAAUGAAUUUGUACAAAUGCCAUCUAGGCCCAAGUGAGGAAUUGCUUCCUUAGCUUUGAUUCAUAGCUGGACAAACACCAUAACUGGAAGUAUCAUGAAAUUGCAGCUGUGUUAAUUUUUCCAUGUAUGGAUAUGUAUGACUGGGGAAAUUUGAUCUCCUUUAGCUCUGCACUGAGUUUGUAUUAUUGUACUGGAUCUCCAACACAGAAUUGAAUGUUCAUAUGGAUUAAGGACAUUCUUUUAUUUCUAGUUAGUCAAUGCAUUUUAUAGGAUUUAUCCCUGCUUUAAUUUAUACUGUGUUUUCUGGUGCAUGACUUGUGCCUUUGGCAACAUACUUCCUGCCCUAAAUCUAAUAACCUGGGGUUAGAAAGAUGGUGGAAAGGUUCCAUGCGAGUGCUAGUUUUUUGCUGUCUCCUGGUUUGCUGUCUCCUGGUGAAGUAGGAAUUAUAGAUUGAUGUUAAUUCUCUGAAAUGCUUUAAAUUUCUAAUGAUUUACUAUGCCACAAUUUUAAUUUCUAACACUUUGCCCCUUAAUGAACAGUGGUGAUUGGGUUAAUGAUUUAUUUAUAAGUUCAUUUUCAAUAUUAUGAGACCACUUAACACAGUAAUAAAAGACAAGAGUUGAGUCUUCUCAUGCCCCCACAAAACUUUUAUAUUUUAAAAAAAUCCUGUCACAAGUGGACGUGUUCCAGAUAGGGUAUUGUUUUUACUCUCAAAAAAGUGACGUUCAAAACAGACAACAUUCAACAAUAUUACAAUAUUCCUGAAAGUGUCAGUGCCAAGCAUUGAGUAGAGCCCAUUUACUGUGCCCAUUCAAGGUAGGAGCUUGAUAAAGAGGAGCAUUAGAUUAUUCAACAAAGUCAACAGUAACAUUAGGGAGUAUUUUGGACAAUGUUACUUUAGGCUGCUUUUAAAUACAGUGCGCUGCAUAAAUGAGUAUUUCUAAUGAGUUUUUGGUAUUGUACACCAUGGAAUGGAAUAGAAAGUUUUUACCAGUCAAGUUGAAAAAAUGGUCCGUUUUUACAGUUAUGGUCAGGAUUACUCCAGGAAUGUUUGUUCAUAAUUUUUUUUCUUUAUUCAAUCAUGGGAUGAGGGCAUCACUGGCUAGGCAGCAUUUACUGCCCGUCCCUAAUUGCCCAGAAAGCAGUCAAGAGUCAGCCACAUUGCUGUGGGUCUGGAGUCACGUGAAGGCCAGACCAGAUAGGGAUGGUAGUUUCCUUCCCUAAAGGUCAUUAGUGAGCCAGAUGGGUUUUUCCAGUAAUCAAAAAUGGAUGCAUGGACUCUUAAUCCCAGAUAUUUAUUGAAUUCAAAUUCUACCAUCUGCCACGGCAUGCUUUGAAUCCAGGUCCCCAGGACAUUAUUUGGAUCUCUGGAUUAACAAUCCAGUUUUCCUACCACUAGGCCAUUGCCUCCCCUAAAUCUCUUGUAUAAUUGUAUACAGUUAAAGCAGAGUUUCAACAUCAUCCCUGUUGAGUUUCCGUGUCUCCGUACCUGCACUCCAAUCACUUGUGUGUCGCAAUGAAUAGGAUCCCUUCUCUGAAAUCCAAAUCAGGAUAUGCUCAUCGAUUAAUGCAUUCAGAAACUGAUUUAAACAUAUUUUGUGAUAAUAUACUUUUGUGCGAAUUCAUAUCCAUCUUAAUAUUCACAUUGGUACUUAAAUAUGAUGCAACUUUGGUGUUCUGACCUUUGAAAUAUGCUGUGCAAUUUGUGGAGUGGAGUUUGAACUGAACAGCCUUCAGUAAACCACUCAAUUCACUGCAUGGUGUCUACCAAUCCAAUCAAAGAUUUGCUUAAUUUAGAGAUGGUGACCUUCUGAUGUGCCUAUCCUGAUCUGAAGUGGCUGAUUAACUCUAAUCACUCUCAGUGCAAAGAUAAUAGACAGCUAGGGUUGUUUUGCUUUCCCAUUUUUGCCUUAGGGCCUAAAGGCUAAAUGUAGCAUAUCCUGUUUCUGAAUGUGGCAUCACCAACUCUGCACAAAUGAAGUUUUCCUAUCUUAUGGUCAUGAUUUAAACUUUAUCUGGCCUGAUGACACGGGCGCUGUAUUAAAAAGUAGUAGUCGGACACCAGACAUGAACAUUGAGAAUCCAGGCCUCUGACAACUUCUUAUAGUCUUUGUUUUUGGGUUACAAAGGGAUAGAUAUUUCUUAUGUUUGACUUGAGCAUCACUUUUUUGGUGAAAUGUGCCUUGAAGUAAAAGUUAAUAUCCUGUGAAGACAAACAUUUAGAAGUUUAAAAGUAAGGUAAACUCAGGGCUACACUGACACCACCAUAACUUGAGAUCACCGAAACUAGUUAUUUAAUCGGCAUUUUUAUUAAUCAGUACCAUAAUGGUAUUCUGAGCCACUGCCUAGUUUGAUACAGAAUAUAUUAAUUUCUAUUCUGGAUUUAGUGCCUUGUGUAGAUAUUUCCUAUUAUUUACAGAAAAAGUGGAUCGGUAUUUUGAUAAUCUUUGAUCUCAAUACAUUAUUCCAAGGAAAUAGCUUGGAACUAUAAACUGAAGUUUCCCAAAAUUAUACUUAACAAUGUUUGACAGGAGUCUGGCUAUAAAUUUGCAAAAUAAAAGUUGCAGAUGCUGAAAAUCAAACAAAAAUGGAUUGCUGGAUAAACUCCCCAGGCCUGGCUAUAUCUGUGGAGAGAAAGCAUACUAGCUCUCCAUAGAUGCUGCCAGAUUUUAGUUUUUCCAGUAAUUUCUGUUUUUGUUUAUAAUUUUUGCAAAGUUCAUUUUGCUCGACAGCAUUUUGGUUGCUUUUCUUUUCAGGGAUUUUCUUGCAUCCACACUAAAAUUUCUGAAUCUCAGUUGCAUUCAAAUACUUCCUACUGAAAAGGAUAUUAGUUGAAAUAGUUUACCUUUUUAUGAUAAAUCAGCUAAUGUUUUGCUUGCAAGGGUACCUUGGAUAAUUUCAGAAAAAGUUUGAUUAAUUCAGAGGAUGUGUACUUCACUGCUGGGCCAGUAUUUAUUCCAAUACCUAAGCUCCCUUGAGAAGCUGGUCGUGCGCUGUCUUCUGAAACCGCUGCAGUCCAUUUGGUCCAUUCACCGUGCUGUUAGGGUGGGAGUAGGAUUUUGACCUACUGAGCAAAAGACUGGUAAUAUAUUCCCAAAUCAUAGUGGAGUGUGGCUUGGAAGGGAACUUGCAGGUGGUGGUUAUCUUAUGUACUUGCUGGCCCUGUCCUUCUAGAUGAUGAAGAUCAUGAAUUUUGAAGGUACUGUCUGAGAAACCUUGGGCCUUGUUGAAUCUUUUCAAGAAAUGUCCUUUGUAAAACAUAGCAACACAGUUUUGAAGAGGCAAGAGACAUGUAAAAGUUAGGCCCUCUCUGGUAAUGAAAUUUAUAGUGAAUACAAUAUUCUUUGAUGUCAUCAGUGCCCUUGUGGGGAUUUUUUCUUUAGGUGUCACCACCAUUCAACCUGUUGGAUAAGGAUGAUAUUACCCACAUUGCAAGGACCUUUAUUAGAGUUUCAUUUCUGGCAUUCAAUAACAGUAAGCUAAAUGAACCAGUUUAUAAUGGGAGCUGCAGAUGCUGGAGAAUCCAAGAUAAUAAAGUGUGAAGCUGGAUG
Stegostoma tigrinum is the source of this 8698-nucleotide messenger RNA. RefSeq names its product WD repeat-containing protein 26. The record is from RefSeq and is a predicted model, not a curated record. The transcript is spliced from 15 exons. Gene Ontology annotation, molecular function: protein binding. Gene Ontology annotation, biological process: proteasome-mediated ubiquitin-dependent protein catabolic process. Gene Ontology annotation, cellular component: GID complex. Bases 1099 to 3000 code for a protein of 633 amino acids. NCBI's taxonomy places the organism in Eukaryota, Metazoa, Chordata, Chondrichthyes, Orectolobiformes, Stegostomatidae.